This is a messenger RNA of Zingiber officinale, 1611 nucleotides long. RefSeq lists its product as uncharacterized. Bases 102 to 1169 code for a protein of 355 amino acids. The transcript has 3 exons. Gene Ontology annotation, molecular function: polyubiquitin modification-dependent protein binding. The record is from RefSeq and is a predicted model, not a curated record. Lineage: Eukaryota; Viridiplantae; Streptophyta; Magnoliopsida; Zingiberales; Zingiberaceae. Gene Ontology annotation, cellular component: nucleus.
UGAAUAUGCGUAAUUGGGGUGGCAAAAUGAAAACCUACCCACGGAGUUUGAGAUCGAUAUCGCCGCCCCCAUCGCAGUGACCGAUUACCUGCCCGAUCACCAUGGCCGCCACCGCCGCCGCCGCCGCCGCCACCACCGACGGUGAAGGUUCCCAGAUUCUCUCCCAGAUCUCCAUCUCUGGCCCUGCCCUGGCCUCCAUCAUCCAACGCUUCGCUUCCGCCCCCGCCGACAUCGACGGCCUCCUCUUUGGCCACGUUACUCGCCUCCCCCCUCCUGACCCGCUUGACGACUAUGAUAUCGGCUCUUCUGCUUCUCCCGAGGACUCCGACGGCACCUCAAACUGUCCCCUAGCUGCCACCGUCACCGGGCAUCUCUUCCUCCCCUCUCCGUUCUCCUUCUACGAUGCCCUCGGCCGCAUCCAUCUUUCCUCCAUUCAAAGCGUCCUUGCGUCUUCCGUCCAUCCUGAUGCAUCCUGCCUCGGAUGGUUCUCUGGCCGCCGCCAAUCCCCACUGCGCCUCUCCAUGAGGGAGCGCGCCGUUUCCUUCUCUAUGUUUAAAACCCUAUCUUCUAUUGAUGUUGCCCAAGGCGUGCCGCCGACCGGAUCCUCUCUGGGAUGCCGCGAUGUCCUACAUCGGCCUUCCAUCUUCCUCCUUUUGUCCUCCUCCGCCUCUGGGAAUCAAGCGGUUCACACCCACGAGUACAGGGCCUUCGUGUUCCGUCCUAGUGCUGGCAAGGGUGUACUCGAGCCGACAUCUAUGAAGAUCGUGAAUCUAGGGCCGUUGUUUAGGGCGCAGUACAAUUCUUUCUCCGCACAGUCUGGGUUGCCAUGGAUGCCUUGCCAUCCAAGGGGAUCCAACGAAGCGAACAAGCUGGAAGGGGAGAGCUUGAACCAACUCCGGCAGUUAGCAAGAGAGCAGCAGCAGCUAGAUGAUUCUACAGGAGGGUUUGAAGUGGAUAGAUUGGGGAGGCUGGUAGGGUCUGUGGCCACAGAGUACACCUCAGAAUUGGAAGAUUUGUAUGAAAAGAUGAUGCUUAAGCUAGAAAGUUUGGCUAAAGUCGUGGAUGAGAGUUCAGCUAAGAUUCUUGAGCAGGAAAAUCGGGUUUCUGAGUUGAAAAGAAAAGGCAGAAUGGAAGGGUUAGACUUUGAAUCUCGAAAUGUUUCCAUAUGAUCCCACCAAGUCCACAAGUUGGAGAUUUUCGAACAAGACUGGAUUCAAGCGUACUGGAUGCAUGGCUUGUUUUGCUUGAAAAGUUUCGACACUGCGAGGCUAUUUUCGCCUAGUAAAUUUUGGUCCAUCGACGUGGAUAAGAAAGGGGGGAAAAAAGAGUGGGAACUGGACAUCUGAAGACUAGAGAAAUUGUAUUUGUUGCCAGUAACAUUUAGUUUCUUUUGUGUGUCGUCCUGUCCGGUGAUGCUAUGCUCGUCUUUUUUUCCUCUGCCUAAAAGAUGAUUUUGUUAUUGCCUGGCGUCUUAAGGUUUUCAAACUCCAAGAUGUAAUUUGUGCUAGGGGAGAUUUGAACCAUUAUUAUCCAAGGAGUCCGUCCCUUACCGUCGCACCAUAGUCCCAUGGUUUCUUAACUCUUUGAAGCAAGAUGUUUAUGCUUAUUUCA